Messenger RNA from Pelmatolapia mariae (spotted tilapia), 5855 nucleotides. Its product is annotated as serine-rich adhesin for platelets-like. NCBI's taxonomy places the organism in Eukaryota, Metazoa, Chordata, Actinopteri, Cichliformes, Cichlidae. The record is from RefSeq and is a predicted model, not a curated record. Bases 218 to 3325 code for a protein of 1035 amino acids. The transcript has 3 exons. Gene Ontology annotation, cellular component: plasma membrane. Gene Ontology annotation, biological process: neuron projection development.
UAGAGCAUUGAGGAGAAAGAAGCGGGGAACCAGAUGAAGACUUUUUCUCCACUUUGGGAGUCUGCAGCGAUGGACUGUCGAACAUUUACCAUGCCUUUGUCAACCAACACUGAUGUAUGUGGAUCCUGAACAGGUUCUCAGUAUCAAGUGAAAAAUAUCACAAAAAUUGCUCCUUAUUUCUACUGGAUACACACUAACCAUCAUCAUCAUUAUUAUCAUGGAAACCUCAAAAAAUCUUUUAAAACGACAGAGAGAUAUCAUCCAAUCAGAAGGUCCAGUUACAAGGGAGGAUGGGCUUGAAGACAACCUCUGCAACAUAGAUGCUAAUACACAACUUGAACUGGAACCUAACUUUAACCUUAACCUCAAUCUUACCUCACCAAGCAAUCCCCGCCCAUUCAUCGAGUCCUCAAAGCUGCAUGGGGGACAGAAAAAGGAUAAUGUGACCAAAGGAGGUGAAAAACCUGGGGUGAAAGUAGCAGUAAGUAUGUCAGCAAGCAUCCUUACACCCACUGUGACAUCACCAGGAGAGAGAGAUGACCCAUCACGGCAAAAAAGCAAAAUCCCAGCUUUGUCUCGUUCACCGACAGCUAAGCCAACGGUUAGAUGCAGAGAUGAGCAACUGCUGAAAUCACCAAAUAUCAAACAUGCCCCAGGACUUAGCACCAAGAUGCACACCAGUCUAAAACCACAGCAGAUGGAGCAAACAACAAUGGCUAGCAGCCCCAAAAGUACUGAAAGUAUAAAAAUACAGAGUCUGAACUCUACAAAAUCUCUGACGGCUGGGCUAACCACAAAGACUACAAAUAAAAUAACAGUCAAUCUAAGUAUGCAGUCAAACCAAAAAGAGGAUGGGGGGAAAGUGAUCAAGACACCUUCGCCACAAACUUUACACCUACCUGUAAGCCCCCAAAUUCCUAACCAGAAAGCAGAGGCAAAGGCUAUCAGCUCAAAACUGGCAAAUCAAAUACCAACAGUGGAAGUCAACCAAAAUCCAGCGGGCAUAACCAGCAAGUCCAAUCCAAAAACUGGGCAUGACUCAAGAACUCAUAGUUCUGAAAUAUCCUCUACAGCUACAAAAUCACCAAGUCAGAGGGGAGAAUCAGUACUUCUUAGUAACAAGAGCCCCCUAUUGACGUCUGUAAGUCCCAAGCCAUCCACACAGAAAAAAGCCACCGGGACUGUAAACAGUAACACAACACAACCAAAGGAGAACCUUGAGAGUAAAGAUUCAAGUGCUGGUUUUGGAUGCAAAACCAAUUCCAAAUUCAGUUCAAACUCUAAGGGAACCACAGUGUCCAAGGACAGUCUGGUUUCUAAAACUGGCACUGAUUCCAAAGCCAGUCACAAUUCUAAAGCUCAGAUGGGGUCAAGAAACAGUUUAGAUUCCAAAAGUGGUUCGGCUUCCAAAACGAGUUCAGACUCUAGGGAUAGUUUAGAUCUUAAAAAUGACUUCACCAGAGAUAGCACUGACUCUAGAAAUAUGUCAGAUAUUAAACCAAACAAAACUACUCAAGAGUCUAAGACAGCUGGGGCCUCUAGAAUCAGCAUAAGGUCAAAGGAUGGCCAAGAUCCCAAAUCUCUGCCAGAUUCAAAAAUCAAUCUUCAAACUAGCCCAACUGCUAAAUGUGGGACUGCUUCUAGUUCUGAUGCCUCUUCCAAUUAUAAAGCUGAGCCAACACGGUCAACUUCUAUAUCUACUUUAACAACCUCUAGCUCUAAAAUAGACCUUGUCAGAUCUGUUUCCCCAUCAUCCAUUAGAACCAGUCUGUCUGGGUCCAAAGAUGGCAACCUCAAGACUUCAGCAUCCAGUACCAAACAAGGUACGGACCCUAAAGCUGGAUCAAACAUUUCCAAGUCUGGACCAGUUCACUCUACUUCAAAACUAGCUUUGAGGGAUUUGCCCUCUUCCUUGACACUGUCUCCAAGACCAGGGUCAGCAAGUAGGAGUCCUGGAUCUUGUGCUGGGAAAACUCUUGAUUCAAAUCCUCUUGGACCACACAGAGAUGCCCAGAUAAGCCCUGGCUCUGCUCCAGGUGUUUCUGCGAUUUCAGGCCCACUGGCUACUUCCAGCCCCAAAACCAGAACCACCAUUCCCUUGACUACAAUGGGAGGAUCCAUAAAUGAACCUGCAGCAUGUGUAACUGUGGAAACAAAUCCCAGCGGUGUAUCUCAUAAUACCUCUCUGACUCGGGGUCUCACUUUUGACUCUAUCACUAAGACACAAGCAAAAAUGGGUGCUGACGUCAAAGAAAAGCAUUUAAAAGUGCCUGAGAGAAAAGCAGCAGCUGUAGGAGGAACAUCAGAAUCCCAGGGGGCUGUGACUGACAAUGCAGCAUGGUCAACAGGAGGUACUGCGAGGAUACCAGAGGGUCUGCUGAGUAAACCUGGCCACCUGGGAGAGCCAAAUGCCAUGAUUGCUGGUAGUAACACCUCUUCAUCGAGGACAGUGAGUGUGGAGAGAAAAAUCACAGAGAAAAAAAAACAAGAGAGGGGGAGACAGAGACUGGAUCAGGGUAGUUCUCUUUAUCCCGUUUCCACCAUUACAGCAAACCACAAGAAGGUCAGAGAUAUGGCGACCAUGACUGACCCAAGGGAGAGGCUUUAUCCAUUGGCAGGAGGGCAAAGAGAAGUUGCUGUCCAAGUGGAGGUGGAGGUUGUGGAACGGUCAGCAUCCACCAGUCCCAGCUUCUACCAGGGAGGUAUCGCCUCCUCUCUCAUUGGCUCACCUAGCUGUCAGUCAGGUAGUUUGAUUUUGCCAACAGUUCCAUCCCUUUGCUGUGUCCCAGCUACUCAGAAACCUGUCCAGCAUAUCUGCAAGAUUGACAUUGAGUUGCGUAGCCAGUCAUUACUUCCGUCAGCUGUGACAAACAAGGCAAACUCCCUGCCUGCCUGUUUGCGUGCAUACAGCUUUCAGAAAAGCCCUGCUCUCAUGUCGGGGCAACAACUAGGACAAAACCAAGACAGAGAUGUUAGCACUGAUAGCAUGUGGAAAUAUGAGGAGCAGGAGGAGACAAAGAUGGUGCAGAAGGAGGUGGAAGAAAAUGGGAAUAAGGAGGAGACAGAAAAGCCACAGGACGUAGCAUGGGAUGAGCAAGGGAUGACAUGGGAGGUGUAUGGCGCCUCUGUGGACUUGGAAUCUCUGGGCACAGCAAUCCAGUCCCACUUGGAGUCAAAGAUUCGGGAGCAGGAAAAACACAUCAGGAGUCUGAGGAAGUCCAUCUGCUCUGACAGUAGCCUCAAAGGGUUAAAGAUGAAGAAGCGGAAGAAGAGGACAGGAAGGAUUCUGAGUUGCUGCAGGAAGGCAUCCGCUGUGGCAGACUGAGAGUAGUCUAGAAAGUUCAAACCCCUCUGAGAUAUGACUCUAAAACAGAAAUGCUCUUAAAUGGAGAAGUCUGCACUGUAUGCACAGCACAUUUGUUUACUGCACUUACCUAUUCAUAUCACCCCAUGUCAUCUUACACCUUGUGCAACUAUCACUCAGAAUAACCCAAUCAGAUCUUCUGUUCUUCCCAUCACAGUCAUCUUCUUGUGCACCUCUGAAUCACUUUGACAACAGCUACUGUAUUUAGACUGUUCUACAGAAGUCCUACUCUGACCACUCUCCAAGGACAAAUGUUGAAACUUCAUCAGAGCUAGAAGAGCUCCAGAGAUGCACACGGAGCUAACCUUGAAGCACCCACUUGAUGUAUAUCAAGUAAGGGUCUUGCUUUUUGUGAGUGUUAGAAAUUUAGUAUCACAUGUUUAAUUUAAGUGACAAAAAACCUGCUGGAUUAUGUUAAAAGAAGAGUUAGCUAAGUGAUUUGUUCAGUUUAUUUCUCCACCAAAUUAAAUAAGGGAGCAGUUAAUGAUGAUGAUUUAUAUCAUAUAUUGCCAUUUUGGCCAGAUGCUGUCUGCAUCGUGAGGCACCAGUCCUAGCAAUAGUGGCUGUCAAGAGUUUAUGGGUCCAUUUUAGAGACCUUCAAAGUCCACAUUAGGAUACUGAUGAGUUUGUACCGACAUUACUUGUUUAUCAGUCAUGGAAACCUAGUUUGUGUACUUUUUAGACCUUUUUUACACUUUGUCUUGCUUUUCUCAUCACUCACUUAUUUGUUUAGUUUUCAUUUUUCUUUAAUUAGGUUUAGGUACUGAAAACGUCUUGCUAGUAGUAGGCAACAUUUAUAAAUCAAUGACCAGGUUCACUGAUUGAGCUGAGAUUUCAGAGCUUUCAGUGCAGUCAUUCUGUGACUCCUUUGAGAACUGGACUCUUUCCAUGGUUGGGUUGUUUCAUGACACACCAUUUUAGUAAAAGAGAAAAAACAAAAGCACUAUCCUCUUCCUGUUUUGACUGAGCCUUAAUUUUUCCAGGGGAUCUUGUACCUGGAGCAAGACCAAAAUGGAGAGUAAAUGCACAGCUAAUGGAUACCUCAACUAAACGCGGAUCUGUCAUUCAAUCAUCAUUUACAGAGCUGAAAGCUGACCAUCUUAGCAUAAUGAUUAAAAACAGUAGGAAACUCCUGGAGGUGAAAGGUAACAUUAUAUUAGCUACUAAAAUCACUUGCAUGUACACUAACAUUGCUACAUGUAAUUCUUACUGCUGCUCACUCUCACAUCGUACUUCUACUGUUUUGCUAUGACUUUUACCACUCCCACUGCUAGUUUUCCAACAAUAUCAGUACAGGUUUAAAAAUUUAUUACAGUUUCAUUAAACAGCAGUAAGAGCAGGAGUCAGUGGUGCUCCAUUUUGUGUGCUUCUUCCAGUGUUUCAUAUUCAAACAGCCAGUGGUUGUUGAUGUGGAGCAGAGAGGACAGCAGCUCUGCUGCUGCUGAAUAUUUCAUCCAAUUUCUUUUUGACAAAGCACUCAGGCAGCCGGGAUCCCAGACUGCCUCGAGUGAGCCACUGAACAGUUUCCGGCAGAUUGUUGUAUCUUUUCCUUACUCCUUUCCGUUUUAUAUCAUCUGGGCACCCCCCUUUCCUUUCCUUUCCUUUCCUUUCCUUUCCUUUCUGAUUACAUGCACUUUCUUUUCCCCUUGUUUCUCUUUUCUCAUUUGCCUUCUAUGGUUAUAAUUUUGGUUAUGUCCUCUUUUUUUGCUUUCACGUCAUCCUUUACCUUUCCUUAUGCCGUUGUUUUCGUUUUUUUCUUUUCUUUUCUGGAUGUGCUUUCCUUUCCUCUCAUUUUACCUUUUUUAUUUUAUUUGAUUUCUCUGUAUUUGUGCCUUCUUGUUCUGUUUUUUGUUUUCAUUUUGCCUUCUGAUCCUUUUCUACUUGUUUUUUGUUUUAUUUAUAAUUUUACGUUCCUGCUUUCUUUUUCUUUUGUUACUUUCAUUUCAUUUCUUUUUACUUGUCUUUUUCUCUCUUUUCUUCUCUUCCUUGCCUUUCCUUCCUCUUUUUCCAGGUCACUGCACUUUUGUCAGUAGUCCUUUUUUAUUGCAGUAGCUGGUCUGUACUGAUAGGGGGCGAAACAGCAUGUGCUUGUUUAGUCUCCAUUAUUAAAAUAAUAUUUUUUGUAUUUCAUGUUAAUUCUCUUUUCCUUUUCUGUUCUGGCAUCUCAGUGAUGUUGUCCUUUUGGGAGCCAAAUCUUUCUCAUCCCUUUUUUCUUCUGUUACAUUUCCAUCCGCCUCUUUCAUAACUCCUCCUCCUGCAAUGGAGUAAUGUUGUUGACGGAGCACCGGAUUGCCUCUUUGAAUUAUUCAGAAACAUUAAAGUCACCCUCAUCUUAACAAGAGUGUCUCCACCAUGAUUUAUUCAGCUGGUACGUAGGAAACACUGAGCAGACAUGGUUUAUUAAAGUAUCCUCAGAAAUCUACAAAAAUUUCAGGAAUACAGACAUAAUAUCAUAAACAUCGUGCUAUUAUGCUAUUUAUGAUUUAUUUCU